Quercus robur (English oak) is the source of this 1373-nucleotide messenger RNA. RefSeq names its product bidirectional sugar transporter SWEET2a-like. Gene Ontology annotation, molecular function: sugar transmembrane transporter activity. Gene Ontology annotation, biological process: carbohydrate transport. The transcript is spliced from 6 exons. NCBI's taxonomy places the organism in Eukaryota, Viridiplantae, Streptophyta, Magnoliopsida, Fagales, Fagaceae. The record is from RefSeq and is a predicted model, not a curated record. The coding region runs from base 155 to 859 and encodes 234 amino acids. Gene Ontology annotation, cellular component: membrane.
UAGAGAAAUUUAGUAUUUUUAUACAGGUACUAGAUAUACAAGCCUUCUUAUGAGCCAUUUAUGUACAAAGGUACACAGGAGACAGGAGUCUAGGAGAGAGAGUUUUGGUGUGAAGUGAUCAGUGAAGUUGAAUAUCUAUCAUUUACAGUCACAGAUGUUUCCAACUGGGUUGUCUUCUGUCUAUUCAGUUUGUGGUGAUGCGGCCGGUAUUGCUGGAAACCUCUUUGCUUUUGCGCUGUUUCUGUCACCCAUACCCACAUUUAAGAGAAUCAUCAGAAACCAAUCAACAGAACAAUUUUCAGGGCUGCCUUAUAUAUACGCCUUCCUCAGCUGCUUGAUCUGCCUUUGGUAUGGCAUGCCUGUAGUGUCACCUGACAUUAUAUUGGUUGCUACAGUCAAUUCAAUUGGGGCGGUUUUCCAAUUAAUCUACAUAAUCAUCUAUAUUACAUAUGCAGACAGAGCUAAAAAGCUGAAGAUGUCAGGAUUGCUCAUAGCAGUUUCUGCCCUAUUUUUGACCGUAGUAUUUCUAAGCAUGACAUUUUUUGACUCUUAUAAGAGGCAAACUUUUGUUGGAUAUUUGAGUGUUAUUUCACUCAUUUCCAUGUUUGCUUCACCGUUGUUUAUCAUUAAAUUGGUGAUUAAGACAAGCAGUGUUGAGUUCAUGCCGUUUUACCUUUCCCUCUCAACCUUCUUAAUGAGUCUAUCGUUUUCCAUAUAUGGAGUGUUCAAGUAUGAUCCUUUCAUUUAUGUACCGAAUGGAAUUGGAACAAUUUUGGGGCUUGUUCAAUUGGUGUUAUACACCUAUUAUAGCAAUACAAUUGGAGAAGACAAAGAACCUCUAACAAAUGCACAUGCUUGAAUGGAUCCACUGGUGGAAUAUGGUGAAGCUUCACACCAAAUGUCUUCUUCUAUCUAUCUAGUGAAAAAUUGGCAACCAGAUUUAUAAAAUUAGAACGAAAUUGUUAAUACCAUGUAAACUUCAACAUUGAAAACUAUGGAUGAAAUGGGAACAAGAAAAUGGAAGACAGAUAAGGUAUGGACCACUGAAUUUUCAAGUACUAAAGAGUUCUCUCCUUUUUGUAUGUCAGAAAUUAGUAAUUGAGCAUCUGAUACUCAAUGUGCAGCUCCUUGUGCUGCUUAAAGCAGCGUAGACAAAGUCAUUUACAAAACAAUGGCUUGGCUUGGUUGGUGUAUUUGUCACACAAGGCAACUCAAUAAACUCAAUAAUGCUUCAUGUAUUAUGUUAAACAGUCACGUUUACCAUGUUGAAUACAUGUAUAUCAUCGUGACAUAUUAGGGGUGUAUAUACCAAGCCUUGAGUAUUGAUGAAUUUUAACAUUUAUAAUGAUUUUUAUUAGCUUGUUUUAAUGCCA